Molecule: messenger RNA, 5331 nt
Organism: Limanda limanda (common dab)
Lineage: Eukaryota; Metazoa; Chordata; Actinopteri; Pleuronectiformes; Pleuronectidae
Gene: mast1a
Product: microtubule associated serine/threonine kinase 1a
Exons: 28
Coding region: 1-5331 (1776 amino acids)
Biological process (GO): intracellular signal transduction; peptidyl-serine phosphorylation
Molecular function (GO): ATP binding; magnesium ion binding; protein serine/threonine kinase activity
Source: RefSeq, a predicted model, not a curated record
AUGCCGGACGCCUAUAAAGCACCAGAAGCCUGUGUCCAACCUAAUCCACAAAAAUGGACAAGAAGGAUCUGCCUCUGCCCCGAAAAAGUAGCAGACGGCAGCGUGUUCCAGCUUUGUGUGAGCACUUUCUCACUCGGAGCGUCUCAGUCGGAGCAAUCUGUUGCAGUGAACAUUCAGCAGCAGGAGACCAGUGCUGUGACCUCAGUUGCCCACGUGGUUCUGGGAAGUUGCAGAACCAAUAACCGGAAAAGCCUCAUCCUCACCAGUACGUCCCCCACCCUGCCACGGCCGCACUCGCCACUGCCUGGACACAUCGGAAGCAGUCCGCUGGACAGCCCGCGCAACUUCUCUCCAAGCGGACCCGCCCACUUUUCCUUCGCCUCUUCUCGAAGGGCUGAUGGUCGAAGAUGGUCCCUGGCGUCUCUGCCCUCGUCAGGAUAUGGAACCAAUACGCCCAGUUCAACGUCAUCCAGCUCAUCCCAGGAGCGUCUGCACCAGCUGCCCUUCCAGCCGACCAUGGACGAGUUGCACUUCCUGUCCAAGCACUUUGGCAGCACAGAGAGCAUCACGGACGACGACGGGGGGCGGCGCUCGCCUCACGUCCGCCCUCGCUCUCGGAGUCUCAGCCCGGGGCGCUCUCCUUCCUGCUAUGACAAUGAAAUAAUGAUGAUGAACCAUGUCUACAAGGAGCGCUUCCCCAAGGCCACGGCUCAGAUGGAGGAGAGGCUGGCAGAGUUCAUUCACAGCUACUCCCCAGAGAGCGUCCUGCCACUGGCCGACGGAGUCCUCAGCUUUAUCCACCACCAGAUAGCUGAGCUGUCCAGAGACUGCCUGACAAAAUCACGCGAGGACCUCAUCACCAGUGUCUACUUCUGUGAACUGCAGGAGAACCUGGAGAAGCUUAUGGAUGACGCCUAUGAGCGCUCGGAGAGUUCGGAGCUCACCUUCGUCAUUGAACUGGUCAAAAAGCUCUUCAUCAUCAUAUCUCGUCCCGCCAGGCUCCUCGAGUGUUUGGAGUUCAACCCAGAGGAUUUUUACCAUUUGCUUGAGGCAGCGGAGGAUCACGCCAAGGAGGGACUGCUGAUGAAGGCAGACAUCCCUCGGUACAUCAUCAGCCAAUUGGGUCUGACCAGAGACCCACUGGAGGAAAUCGUGAGCCUUGACAGCUACGACAGUGAGGGUCCACACACGCCAGAGACUGAUGACUCGGCAGAGGGAAGAGGGCGACCCAUGAAGCCACCGAGUGAAGAAGAUUUUCAGAACAUCAAACUCAUCAGCAAUGGAGCUUAUGGUGCUGUCUACCUGGUGCGGCACAGGGAGACGCGUCAGCGUUUUGCCAUGAAAAAGAUCAACAAGCAGAAUCUGAUUCUGAGGAACCAGAUCCAGCAGGCGUUUGUAGAGCGAGACAUCCUGACCUUCGCAGAGAACCCCUUUGUCGUCUCCAUGUUCUGCUCCUUUGAAUCGCGCAGACACCUCUGUAUGGUCAUGGAAUAUGUUGAGGGUGGUGACUGUGCCACGCUUCUGAAGAACAUCGGCGCUCUGCCUGUGGAGCUGGCAAGGAUGUACUUCGCUGAGACUGUUUUAGCCCUGGAGUACCUGCACAACUAUGGUAUCGUCCAUAGAGACCUCAAACCUGACAAUCUCCUGAUCACCUCCAUGGGCCACAUCAAGCUCACAGACUUUGGCUUGUCGAAGAUGGGCCUAAUGAGCCUCACCACCAAUCUUUAUGAGGGACACAUUGAGAAAGAUGCUAGAGAGUUCCUGGACAAGCAGGUGUGUGGAACUCCAGAGUACAUUGCUCCAGAGGUGAUUCUCCGUCAGGGCUAUGGAAAGCCGGUGGACUGGUGGGCCAUGGGCAUCAUCCUGUAUGAGUUCCUGCUCGGCUGUGUUCCUUUCUUUGGAGACACUCCUGAGGAGCUGUUUGGCCAGGUCAUAACAGACAAUAUCAUUUGGCCAGAUGGGGACGACGCCUUGCCUGCAGAUGCCCAGGGUCUCAUAUCAGCUCUGCUGCAGAACAACCCUCUCAUGAGGUUGGGAACAGGGGGGGCGUUUGAGGUGAAACAGCACUCAUUCUUCGACGAGCUGGACUGGAACAGUUUGCUGAGACAGAAGGCAGAGUUCAUCCCUCACCUGGAGUCAGAGGAGGACACCAGCUACUUUGACACCCGCGCGGAUCGUUAUCACCACAUCAACACGUACGACGAGGAUGACACCAAUGACGACGAGCCGGUGGAGAUCAGGCAGUUUUCCUCGUGCUCGCCUCGCUUCAGCAAGGUGUACAGCAGCAUGGAGCAUCUCUCUCAGCUGGAGCAGAAAGCUUCGAGCUCUGUGUCCCGGCGGGAGCACAAGGGCCCGCGGGACGACAAGGUGACCAAGAGAGAGAGCCUGGGCAGCUUCAGCAUGAGGGACAAGAGCUGGAGGACAGGGUCGCCUGAGAUGAAGCGCCUGUCGUGUUCAGAGUCCCUCUACAUGGAUGGUGACGCGAGCCCUCCCCUUGGGGCUCGACGGCGCUUCUCAGCACUGAUGGAUACACAUCGUUUUGCCUCACCUCUAGAGGGUGAGCCAGACUUCCUGUCCCGCCAGGCUCCCUUCAAGGUCCGCGGAACCUCACUGGACGGGACCAGCGUCCCCUCGCCGAGUCUUCUGGAGCAGAGGAGCAGCCUGAAAGAGAUCAACGGAGCAGACAAGCCCCCUCGACCUGGAGAGACACCCGGCAUUACCACGGCAAUCAACACGUUAUCUCCAGCAGCCAGCCGUGAUGUGAUGACCCCUCUGUGUGACCCUCUGGGGGCCCGGGCCACCAAUGACCUGGUGCUCCGCAGAGCGCGUCACCAACAAAUGUCCGGCGACGGAGACAAACGCAACUCCAGAGCUGGCAACAAGGUCACCAAGUCAGCCUCUGCCACAGCUCUGUCUGUCAUUAUACCAUCAGUGGAGCAACAUGGCGGCUUCUCUCCGCUGGCCAGCCCCAUGUCUCCUCACUCGUUCUCAUCCAACCCCUCUUCCCGAGACUCUUCACCCAGCAGAGACUUCUGCCCAGCAGUCAGUGUGCUGCGCUCCCCCAUCACCAUCCAUCGUUCUGGAAAGAAGUACGGCUUCACCCUCAGGGCCAUCAGGGUCUACAUUGGAGACAGUGACAUCUACAGCGUGCAUCAUAUUGUUUGGCAUGUGGAGGACGGCGGCCCUGCACAGGAAGCUAGCCUGUGUGCCGGUGACCUCAUCACCCAUGUCAACGGGGAGUCUGUCCACGGUCUGGUUCACACUGAGGUGGUCGAGCUUAUUCUCAAGAGUGGAAACAAGGUGACAGUGACAACGACACCUUUCGAGAACACCUCCAUCAAAGUGGGACCAGCCAGGAAGGCUGGCUACAAGUGCAAGAUGGCCCGACGGAACAAGAGGCCUACGGGAAAGGACAGUCAGGAGAAUAAGAAGCGCGGCUCGUUGUUUCGUAAGAUCACGAAACAGUCCAAUCUGCUGCACACCAGCCGCAGCCUGUCCUCUUUGAAUCGCUCUCUGUCCUCCAGUGAGAGUCUUCCCGGCUCCCCAACUCACAGUCUGUCUGCCCGGUCCCCGACGCAGGGCUACCGCUCCACCCCCGAGACCUCAUACCUGGGUGCCUCCUCCCAGAGCAGCUCUCCAGCCUCCAGCACUCCAAACUCCCCUGCUCCAUCACAGCACAUGAGGCCCAGCUCCCUGCACGGCCUCUCACCGAAACUCCACCGCCAGUAUCGCUCUGCUCGUUGUAAAUCUGCCGGUAACAUCCCGCUGUCCCCUCUGGCCCACACACCUUCCCCUACCCAGUCGUCUCCUCCACCCUUGCCAGGCCACAUUGUCGGGAGCUGCAACACCACCCAGUCUUUCCCUGCCAAGCUCCACUCGUCCCCACCGGUGGUCCGUCCCAGGCCAAAGAGCGCAGAGCCCCCUCGAUCGCCUCUCCUCAAGCGAGUGCAGUCGGCAGAGAAGCUGGGCUCCCCUCUGACCCAGUCCAGCUCUACGGGAGGGCUGGGGGGGCCGCUCAGGAAGCACAGCCUGGAGGUGCAGCACUCUGAGUACCGCAAGGAUGCUUUCCUCUGUGAGCUCGGCCUCCAGAGCCUGUUGGAGACAGAUGGGGAAAGUUUGCCUAAUCCUCCUCACGUGCAGUCCUCCUCAUCCUCAACUUCACCAGAGACUGGAGUGCUGAAGCCGGCGAGAAGACUGGGGAGGCAGGAGUCACCGCUCAGCAGGGAAACACUGUUGGCUGGGAGGGAGAGGGAAGAGAGGGAGAGAGGAAGGGAGCGAGAGAAAGAGAGGGACACAGAGACAGGGACAAGUCGGGUAGGAGCAUCAGCAUUCCAGUCAUCUUUAACAAGAAAACCUCACACAAGUGAUCUGUACUACAACUCACAAAGCUCCAGACUAGGUGCAGAAGGCAACAAAGUAUCAACUCUGAGCACCCCGACCAAAACAACAGGGAGUCUGGGUGGUCAGAUAGCACCUGAAAAGACCCACCAGGGUCAGGCAGAGUCAACUCCAAAACAAUUAGACCUCAAGGCAGGCAGAGGUGUGUUAUCUAAUAGUAAAGAUCUGCAGGAGCAGCAGCUCGGGGCGAGAACUGAACCAAAGCAGGAAGGAAACAGCAAGAGUGGUUUCUGCAGGCCGAGUUUUCCUGGUGCUGCUUUCACUAAGAGCUCUGCUUCCAUUCCAGAUAAAUCCAUGGGCAUCAACGUGACAGUGACUGCAGGUCCUUUGAGCAUCAACAAAACCUUUAAGUCAUCAGGGAUGGGCGACGGCCUGAGAAAGGCUGGAGCUGAGAGCAGUGACUCAAGGACUUCAGACCUCGGCUCCAAAAGCCCGAAACUUAUAGCUCGGGUCCUCGCUCCAGUUAUCCCCCCGCAUGGGCAGUCGCUCUCCCUGAGCAAGGUAAGGCAGGGACUCGGAGCCGUCAACUGCUACAGGGGAACCCUUGACUGGGAGGACAAGUGUCGCCUGGAGGUGGUGGAGGAGCACUCACCUUCCCCUUCUCCCUCCCCUACCUCCGUCGCCCCCUCCCUCUGCGGGCCCUCCCUUUGCAAGUCUCGACCUGCAUCCCCUGGCGACAAGACGAGCUUCGUCAGCCAGCUGACCACCGUGGCCAAAAGCGUCCUCGGGCCAAUCAAGCUCGGCUCCCAGGAGGGGGCCAAGAGCAAAGAGCAGCAGACUAAGGCAGCGGAGGAGAAGCAGGGAGGCACAGCAGGGAAGUCUGAAACGCCCGCUGGAGGUCGAGUGGUUGUUGGGGCUGCGGUGGUGACCCAAAGUCCUGCUGGGUCGCCCCUAGAGAAGGCUGCGACAGGCAGCAGCCUGCCCAAAAUGUGA